Molecule: messenger RNA, 1778 nt
Organism: Boeremia exigua
Lineage: Eukaryota; Fungi; Ascomycota; Dothideomycetes; Pleosporales; Didymellaceae
Exons: 3
Coding region: 294-1325 (343 amino acids)
Molecular function (GO): dioxygenase activity
Source: RefSeq, a predicted model, not a curated record
AUGCGGAAGUUCACGAUGUUGUCUUGGUGUUGAUAUGGUGCCCCACCUUCCCCACCAACCCUUAUCGCAGCUCGUCUGCACCUUCCGUCCCUGGCUUCAGCCCCUCAUUGUCACCUCCGCGCCGCUCUCCAUGGCAAAGCGGCGGCGGGCAGCUCCGCCGACGGCGCGAACGUCGGAUGAUGCUGGCCUGAACAACGCCUGCUCGUAUCUCGCACCCUGAGGCCGUAUCUUUGCUGUUUGUACCUCUUAUAGCCUCCGGCCCACCAUUCGUGCACGCGACACCCAAGCUCAACAUGGCGAACAUCAAUUCCAGUCAGGCAGUCGCCCAGGAUGACUUGGUGAUUCCACUCAUUGACUUCGGCUUGUUCCUCUCCGGAGACCCUGCCGCGAAGAAGGCCACCGCCCAAGCUGUCCUCGAAGGCUUCCAGAACGCCGGGUUCGUAUACCUCAAGAACCAUGGAAUAUCCCCCGAAACCUCCAAAAACGCCUUCUCACACAGCGCUAAGUUCUUCGCGCGACCUCAGGAGCAGAAGGAUGCUAUGGCAUGGUACUCAGCAGCCGCGAACCGAGGGUAUGUCGCUCAGGGUCGCGAGAAGCUCGUCCCGCUGGACGAGACAGGAACUGAGGAGGAGAUGCGCAAAUCGGUGCCAGAUCUAAAGGAAUCGCUGGAGAUUGGGCGAGACGACCAGCCGGACACACCAAACAUGUGGCCCAGUGGGGACGAGGCCGCGAAAGAGUUCAAGCAGGACAUGCUGGGCUUCUUCGAGACUUGCAAGGGUCUGCAUAUGCAGGUUAUGCGCGCCAUUGCGAUGGGUAUGGGUAUCGAGGAGAGCUGGUUCGAUGGAUUCACGGAUGCUGGAGACAACACUCUGCGCUUGCUGCAUUACCCUGGCGUGUCCAAGUCGAUCUUCAAGCGCACUGAUGGUCAGGUGCAAGUCAGAGCUGGUGAGCACAGCGACUAUGGUUCUAUCACCUUGCUUUUCCAGGACAAGCGCGGUGGUCUUCAGGUUCGCUCACCAAAGGGCACAUUUGUCAACGCCACACCUAUCGAAGGUACCAUCGUCGUCAACGCUGGUGACUUGCUCGCCCAGUGGUCCAACGACACAAUCAAGUCGACGAAGCACCGCGUGGUCGAGCCACCGCCGAAACCAGAGGAUGAGGGACUGGAGAGCUACCCACCACGAUACUCAAUCGCCUACUUCUGCAACCCCAACUACGAGCGCAUGAUCAAAGCCAUUCCAGGUACAUACGAGGAAGCAGGGAGAAAGUACCAGGAUGUGCAAAGUGGAGAGUACAUCAUCGGGAGGUUGACAGCGACGUACUAAGGCCACAGCAUUACAAAUAAUGCAAUCUGAACGAGAACUGCAAGUUCACGUCAAAAGUCACAGUGCCUUUAUGGCAGCAUGUUGAGAUUUGUAUAAGCGAUCUCCCCCAUGAUAGCGACACAAUUUCUGAGAUUGACUUGCAUAUCAGAAACUACAACAUUACCAUCUAUCUUCAUGCGCUCUGAUUUGCAGUGUUCGGUUCUUCUAGAGACUUGCAUAGCUUCUAAAGCCCUGAGAGCACUUCACAAACGCUUCGAGGACUAUCGCAUCAUCAUGUACUUGUGGUACCUGCUUUCAGGCGCUCUUCACUAUGUUACCUAACUAAGUCUAGUUAUCUGCGUGAUCAACGCGUAUAUUCAUGUGGCACUGAUGAUGCAUUGCACAAUAAGUAAGGAUAUCACUCAGCUUGUUGGUUUGCUUCGGCCAAGGUGAGUGAGAGCAGAUUGUUAAAAG